UUUGUUCUUAUGUAUAUAUAUCCCUCGAUGAAUAUAGUUCUCUGUCUGUUUACAAGUUUGUGUUUUGUCUGAGUUCUUGUAUCUGCUUGUGUUUAUUAUAUCUACAGAUACUUGUUUGAUAGUUCAUGUAUUAAUUGUUAUCUAGUAUUAGUUUUAUGAGAUUAGGUAUAUAGAUGAUUGAGUACAAACUUGUAAAUCGAUUUUGAAGAAGAAGCUGAGGACGGCUGUGGAUAUUGAGGAUGUUAGGAGAGAAGUUGAGAUCAUGAGGCAUAUGCCUGUUCAUCCUAAUGUUGUUACUUUGAAAGAUACUUAUGAAGAUGAGCAUGCUGUUCAUUUGGUUACGGAGCUUUGUGAAGGUGGUGAGUUUUUUGAUAGGAUUGUUGCUAGAGGUCAUUACACCGAGAGAGCUGCUGCUGCUGUCACUAAAACCAUCAUGGAAGUUGUUCAGGUGUGUCACAAGCAUGGGGUAAUGCAUAGGGACCUGAAACCAGAGAACUUCUUGUUUGGAAACAAGAAGGAGACUGUACCUCUCAAGGCGAUUGAUUUUGGUCUCUCUGUUUUCUUUAAACCAGGAGAGAGGUUUAACGAAAUCGUUGGUAGUCCAUACUACAUGGCUCCCGAGGUGCUAAAACGGAAUUACGGUCCAGAAGUUGACAUUUGGAGUGCAGGUGUAAUCCUUUACAUACUGCUCUGUGGUGUCCCACCUUUCUGGGCAGAAACUGAACAAGGAGUCGCACAAGCAAUUAUUCGAUCUGUACUGGACUUCAGAAGGGACCCAUGGCCCAAGGUUUCUGACAACGCAAAAGACCUUAUCAGGAAAAUGCUUGAUCCUGACCAAAGGCGUCGUCUUACAGCCCAGCAAGUGCUAGGUACAGUUUCAUGGUUUCUUAUAANGAUGCUUUGCUGGUCGGUGAUGAUUCUGAAGGGCAUUGCGGUUCUGUUUCUUUCCUCUGUUUUCGGUUGUGUUUAA
Messenger RNA from Camelina sativa (false flax), 970 nucleotides. NCBI's taxonomy places the organism in Eukaryota, Viridiplantae, Streptophyta, Magnoliopsida, Brassicales, Brassicaceae. The record is from RefSeq and is a predicted model, not a curated record.